Molecule: messenger RNA, 660 nt
Organism: Trichobilharzia szidati
Lineage: Eukaryota; Metazoa; Platyhelminthes; Trematoda; Strigeidida; Schistosomatidae
Source: the annotation of a GenBank genome assembly
AUGGUGACAGACGUUUCAAUGUGUACAGCGACAUUAAUAUCAACAAAGGCGAUCAUCACAGCUGGUCAUUGUGUAUGUGGACCGACAGCAAUCAACAGGGUCUCCUUCCAGACACUGAGUGAUUUCGACAAACGUUCCGUGAAUUACCAAGUGGCAUCGAUUGAAAUUCCACCAGAAUAUGAUCCUGUAUGUCAGCUGAAACGAGCAAGACGACGUACACAACAGUCAUUCGGUGGUUAUGAUAUGGCAAUUUUAACAUUAUCCGAAAUGGUUGAUAUGUCUACUGGAAUUAAAGUCAUUAGUUUGCCUACUGGAUCAGAUAUUCCUGUACCGAAUUCUCUGGUUUAUAUUUUGGGAUAUGGUUUAGAUUCGAAGGCAACGGAUGACACACGAGUCUACGGUGGUGUAUUGAAGAAAGGUCGUGCCACUGUAAUGGAAUGUUUACACAGAACCGUUGGAAAUCCAAUCUGUAUCCGACCUGGUCCUGAUACAGCACAGAUUGCUGGUCCAGGUGACAGUGGUGGACCACUCCUGCUAACGCCUCAAGGACCGAUUAUUGGUGUCGCUUCGAGUGGAGUAUAUCUGCCAGCUAUUAAGGAUUUAUCUGUAGAAUAUGCGAGUAUCAGUAGAUCGCUUGAAUUCAUUAUGUCUAAUAUUUGA